Fomitopsis serialis is the source of this 1116-nucleotide messenger RNA. RefSeq lists its product as uncharacterized. The transcript has a single exon. The record is from RefSeq and is a predicted model, not a curated record. The annotation marks the transcript as partial. Lineage: Eukaryota; Fungi; Basidiomycota; Agaricomycetes; Polyporales; Fomitopsidaceae.
UCCUCACAUGCGGAAGUACCGAGCGAACUGGCCGGUGCGUUACACGCCAUAAACAAUACCCCACUGGACGCUCCCUUACACCUCCUCUGCGCCACAGACACACUCGUGGACAUGGUGAUGGACAAAGCCCCUCACUGGGAAGACUACGGGUGGAUUGAUGUGGCCUUCUCCGCCUUCAUGCGCGCCCUCCUGAACAAAAUGCGUCAACGCUGCGCCGCGACGACUCUAGGAAAAAUUGCCUCACCGGGAGCCUGGGCGUCCCUCGAACGCGCUCGCCAAGACAUGUCUAGCAACCUACAGGCCCACCUCCCUCGCAUUGACCAAGUUGAACAGCUGGACUUGACAUGCGACCCUCGGUUCAAUAUCUCGGGUGCUAGGCUACACUCCGUGACGCAGGCCCUGGCCUACAAGGGCAUUCUGGAGUGGAAAGACGCCCCAGCCCGCCCCGCCGCGCAAAGAAACAUCCAGGCCAUACGGGACCAUAACGAGGCCAGAGGCCCCCUGCCAGACGGUACGAUUUGGACGAGUCUCCGCCAUAGAGAUUUUAGCCGAACUUUUGCGGUCUUCCUGUGGAAGUGUGUCCACGACGCGUUGCGAUGCGGUGCGUACUGGCUAAAGAUCCCUGGCUACGAAGACAGAGCUCAAUGCAGCUUCUGCGGCGCACUGGACUCGAUGCAACACAUUCUCUUCGAGUGCACAGCAACGGGCCAGGCGGUAAUAUGGGAGGCAACCGCCACACUCUGGAAGAAGAAGGGCCUCCAAUGGCCGACCCUGACGGCGCCCAACAUUCUCUCCCUAGGUCUCAAACAGUGGUCCGACGGAAGAGGUCGCCCCCGGCCAGGUGCCACACGCCUCUGGAGGAUCCUGAUCUCUGAGGCAGCGUACUUAAUAUGGAAGCUCAGAUGUGAACGUGUCAUCGGACACGAGGGCGAACCAGGCUGGGACCACGACGCAUCCAGCCCUGCUCGACGUCUCACCUUCGCAAUGAACAGACGCCUAUCUACAGACGCUGCAGCGACGAGAAAGAGUUUCGGAACACUGGCGCUGAAUGUAGACCUCGUACUAGCCACUUGGAAUCAAACCCUGUACGAUGAACAAGCGCUCCCCGAAGAUUGG